AAGCUAUCUCAGUUUACAAUGAUCCUGGUAAUGGUUCGGAAUACUCUCUUCUUAGUAUUAGGCAUCAUGUUGGGCGUUCGACUCACGGAUAUUAUAGGCUACCUGAAACUGUGGAGAGAUACGGACUUGCGUUCGAGUGAAAAGGCGGCGCUGCUGAAGUAUCCAGUGGCCACGGAGGAGCACCUGGCCAUCUGGCUUAAAAGGGAAGUGCGAAUUCUCUGCCUGGUGCUCACCAUGCCUUCUUCGCACAGCACAAAGGCUGCUCGGGUGAAUCGCACAUGGGGAGCGCGCUGCAAUAAGCUGAUCUUCAUGAGCACCGAAACAGAUCCGCAUCUGAAUAUUCUCAAGAUGAACAUAUCCGAAUCGCGCAAGAAUUUAUACGCCAAAGUUCGCAUGGGAAUGGCCCAUGUGCACAAGCAUUACUUAAAUGAGUACGACUGGUUCCUGAAGGCCGAUGAUGACACUUACAUUGUGAUGGAAAAUCUGCGUCUGUUUCUGUAUCCCUACGAUCCUGAGUCGUCUGUGUACUUUGGCUGUCGCUUUAAAGCCUGGUUUUCCCACGGCUACAUGUCCGGUGGCGGUGGCUAUGUGCUCAGCAGGGAUGCCCUGCGUCGUCUCAAUUUGUUCGCCUUGAACAGCACCACCACCUGCAAAUUGAACGGGGAUUCCGAGGACCUUCAGAUCGGCCAUUGCCUUCAGGACGUGGGUGUUAUAGCGGGCGAUACGCGGGACUUCCAAGGACACCAUCGCUUUCUGCCCAUCAGUCCGUAUAAAGUGAUCCCUUUCAUUGACUUCGGUUCAUGGACGGAUACUUACUUCUUUCACAAACCAAAUAGAAGCGACUGCUGCUCUCCUUCGGCCAUAUCCUUUCACUAUGUCAAAGACAUCGAGUUUGAGUUUUUCGAAUUCUUUCUGUACCAUUUGAGAGUCUUUGGAGUGCACAGGGUGCAAAGAGCUCUGCCAUCGCGUUUGGGUUUCCAUCAGAUGAACGAAAGACUGCAACAUUGGGCCCAGCAAGUCACCGACAACAAGUGAUAACUACAGAUAAUCCAGUCAAUAAACCCGUGAAUACGCAACAACUUAUAAACAAUAAAUGGUUAGAAUUAAAAAAUUAAAUACUAAUAUAUUUUGUAUCUUUAUGUUCAGUAAUAUUCCUAUUACUAAGAAUUACUUACUAAAUGCAUCAGUAAAAUAUUUUAAUAAUUUGUUGAAAAUACAAUCUGGACCACUCUAAAAUA
Drosophila takahashii is the source of this 1238-nucleotide messenger RNA. Its product is annotated as glycoprotein-N-acetylgalactosamine 3-beta-galactosyltransferase 1. NCBI's taxonomy places the organism in Eukaryota, Metazoa, Arthropoda, Insecta, Diptera, Drosophilidae. Gene Ontology annotation, molecular function: N-acetylgalactosaminide beta-1,3-galactosyltransferase activity. Gene Ontology annotation, cellular component: membrane. The record is from RefSeq and is a predicted model, not a curated record.